Messenger RNA from Myotis brandtii (Brandt's bat), 3213 nucleotides. It is a transcript of the gene RIN3, whose product is annotated as Ras and Rab interactor 3. The transcript is spliced from 13 exons. Gene Ontology annotation, molecular function: guanyl-nucleotide exchange factor activity; small GTPase binding. The record is from RefSeq and is a predicted model, not a curated record. Gene Ontology annotation, biological process: vesicle-mediated transport. Bases 1 to 3213 code for a protein of 1070 amino acids. Gene Ontology annotation, cellular component: endocytic vesicle; cytosol. NCBI's taxonomy places the organism in Eukaryota, Metazoa, Chordata, Mammalia, Chiroptera, Vespertilionidae.
AUGGUUCGGAAUUUGCUAAUUCAGCGCUCAUGGGGACUUCAUGGAACACAACUGCCCCCAAAGAAUGAGAGUGGCUACAUCUCCAUCAUGGAGCGCCCUAAGGACCCCAACGUUUACCAGCCAGUGUCCUCGCCUCCUCCAGCCUCCUGCUCUUGGGAACCUCCUACCAGUGGCUUCCCUCGAGCUGGGGCCCAAGCGGUGCCCCCAGGGCAGGGGGUGCCCAUGCAACCCUCUGGGCUCAAUACUGUCCUCAGCCUCAUUUCACAGACACUGAAAUCAGGAGCAGAGGGGGAUUCGGUCAGGCCCCAGACCCCCAGGGUGAGGAAAAGAGAAAUCCGAGCGGAGAUCCAGCAGGAGGGUCCUAGUCCAGAGGUUGAUAAAAGAGAGGAAGAGGAGGAGGAAGAUGGCAUGGGGCCUUGUCCGCCAGUCACCCCGAAGAACUGCCUUGCUCCCCGGGGCAUCAGCGUCCUGGAGAAACUCGUCAAAACGUGCCCGGUGUGGCUGCAGCUGGGCCUGGGCCGGGCCGAGGCGGCCAGGAUCCUGCACCGGGAGGCAGCCGGGACAUUCCUGGUGCGCAGGGACAGCUGCUCGAAGCGCCUGGUGCUCUGUGUCCACUUCCCUUCCCUGAACGCGGGCUCGUCCGAGGUGCUCGAGUACACCGUCAAAGAAGAAAAAUCGAUAUUGUACCUGGAAGGCUCGGUUCUUGUGUUUGAGGACAUCUUCAGACUGAUCGCGUUCUACUGUGUCAGUAGAGAUUUACUGCCCUUCACGCUGAGGCUGCCGCAGGCCAUCCUUGAGGCCAGCAGCUUCACAGACCUCAAGACCGUCGCCAACCUGGGCCUGGGCUUCUGGGACUCCUCGCUGAACCCCCGGCGAGCAGCUGGCAGCCCAGCAGAACCCCCAAGAGACCCAGCCCCCAGGGCGCCCCCAGCCUCCAGCCUCAGGUCCACCUCCCAUCAGGAAAACUGCGCGUGUGAAAUUGAGCUCUCGGUAGGAAAUGACCGCCUGUGGUUUGUGAAUCCGAUCUUCAUCGAGGACUGUGGCAGCGCCCUGCCUGCCGACCUGUCACCCCUGAGAAGCUGCCCCUCUGGCCCGUUGCCUCCCACCUCUGACUCUACCUCACCCGCCUCCCGGUGGGCCCCUCGCCGCCCGGCGCCCCCGCCCCCAGCACCUCCUCUCCACCCCCUCAGUCCUGCCCGGCCUCGUCCACCCCCUGCCCCAGCUCCGGCCUGUCCUUUGCCUAGUUCUCCCUCACCUCCAGACGCCCUUCCUCCUGCAUCCCCAGCAUCUGCCCCCCACCUGGCACCCCAUGCCCUAGGCCCCCCGGACCAUCCAAGCCAGCGACCCAUGACAGCCUGUGAGAGGCCUCCAUGCCCCCCCUCAGGCCUGGGCCCCCUCAGGGAGGAAGAGAUGAAGCCAGGGGCGGCCCACAGCCCCUUGCAGCAGGCCCCCGCCCCUCCAGGGCCAGGGAAGAAGGGCGCCCCUGCUGCUCCUCCUCGACGCCGCCUCUCUGAGAAGGUCUCCCUGGAGGACCCGAUUGUGGAGAAGAUGGACAGGGGCACAACCGUACAGUGGGACCAGCCAGGUCUUUCCCGGACACCCCCACUCGGCCUGCCUCCCCAGGGGACCUCAGACAGCCCUGGGGACAGGCCUCAGAGGACCACAGAGCAAGGACAGGAAGUAGUGGCCCAAGCCAGCCAGCUGGGCAUCCUGCCAGAGUCGGCAAGGAAGAUCCGGCAACCCCCAGUCCCUCCUCCUAGGAAGAAGCGGAUUUCCCGGCAACUGGCCUCGGUCCUCCCGAGCCCCUUGGAGAGCGCCGAGCUCUCCACGGAGGGCACAGCCCCUGAGAAACCCACCCCUGGCCCACACGAAGAAGCCCCGCGCCCUGCCUCCCAAGCUGGGACCCCGAGCCCAGAAGCCCAGGCCAGCGCCUGGCGCCAGAGCGCCCCAGAGUUCAAAGGCUCCCUGGCCUCCCUCUCAGACAGUACGGGGGUGCACACCCCGGCCACCGAUCAAGACUCGUACUCGACCAGCAGCACGGAGGAGGAGCUGGAGCAGUUCAGCAGCCCCAACGUGAAGAAGAAGCCGUCCAUGAUCCUGGGCAAGGCGCGGCACCGCCUGAGCCUCGCGAGCUUCACCAGCGUCUUCCAGGCCUUCCUCUCCAAUGACCGCAAGCUGUACAAGAAGGUGGUGGAGCUGGCCCAGGACAAGGCCUCGUACUUCGGCAACCUGGUGCAGGACUACAGAGUGUACAGCCUGGAGAUGAUGGCGCGCCAGGCCUCCAGCACUGAGAUGCUGCAGGAGAUCCGCACCAUGAUGACCCAGCUCAAGAGCUACCUGCUGCAGAGCACCGAGCUCAAGGCGCUGGGGGACCACACGCAGUACUCCGAGGAGGAGCUGGAAGCGAUUGUGGAGUCCGCCUUGUACAAGUGUGUGCUGAAGCCCCUGAAAGAAGCUAUCAACUCGUGCCUUCAUGAGAUCCACAGCAAGGACGGCUCCCUGCAGCAGCUCAAGGAGAACCAGCUGGUGAUCCUGGCCACCACCACCACCGACCUGGGCGUGACCACCAGCGUGCCCGAGGUGCCCAUCAUGGAGAAGAUCCUGCAGAAGUUCAGCAGCAUGCACAAGGCCUACUCUCCCGAGAAGAAGAUCUCCAUCCUGCUCAAGACCUGCAAGCUCAUCUACGACUCCAUGGCCCUCGGCAACCCAGGGAAGCCCUACGGGGCAGACGACUUCCUGCCCGUGCUCAUGUACGUGCUGGCCCGCAGCAACCUCACGGAGAUGCUUCUCAACGUGGAGUACAUGAUGGAGCUCAUGGACCCCGCCCUGCAGCUGGGGGAGGGUUCCUACUAUCUGACCACCACCUACGGGGCCCUGGAGCACAUCAAGAACUACGACAAGAUCACGGUGACCAGGCAGCUGAGUGUGGAGGUGCAGGACUCCAUCCACCGCUGGGAGCGCCGGCGCACGCUCAACAAGGCCCGCGCCUCCCGCUCCUCCGUGCAGGACUUCAUCUGCGUGUCGUACCUGGAGCCGGAGCAGCAGUCGCGGACGCUGGCGUCGCGGGCGGACACGCUGGCCACGGCGCUGGACACCAGGUCUCUGCAGAUCUGCGUGCAAGUCCCAUCGGAACCAAUGUGCGAGCUUAACAACUUCAGCAACAUGAACGGUAUUGCUCGUUUUAAAUGCUCCACUGAUGAUAGUUUAUAUUGA